Messenger RNA from Microplitis mediator, 427 nucleotides. RefSeq names its product 40S ribosomal protein S28. NCBI's taxonomy places the organism in Eukaryota, Metazoa, Arthropoda, Insecta, Hymenoptera, Braconidae. Gene Ontology annotation, cellular component: cytosolic small ribosomal subunit; ribosome. The record is from RefSeq and is a predicted model, not a curated record. The transcript is spliced from 2 exons. The coding region runs from base 79 to 276 and encodes 65 amino acids. Gene Ontology annotation, biological process: maturation of SSU-rRNA; translation; ribosomal small subunit assembly. Gene Ontology annotation, molecular function: structural constituent of ribosome.
GGUUUUCAUUUUUCAUCGAAGCUUCCUUUCCUUUUUGAUAUUGCUGGAUCAAAGAGCACGUGAAUAAAUAAGAACAAAAUGGAUAAACCAUCAGUUACUGCUCGCGUAAUUAAGAUCUUAGGCCGAACUGGAUCACAAGGACAAUGUACACAAGUUAAAGUUGAAUUUAUGGAUGAAACUAAUCGUCAAAUCAUCCGAAAUGUAAAAGGACCGGUACGAGAAGGUGAUCUCCUAACCUUACUUGAGUCUGAACGUGAAGCCAGAAGAUUAAGAUAAAUAUCAUUCACGUGGAAAAAAAUCAUAAACUGAAGUAUAAAAGGUUAGAGCAAGCAUAACAUCCAACAUGUGAACGCCUAUUUAUCUUCAAUUUUUUCCACGAGAAAUUAAAAAAAAAAAAAAAAAAUGUGGUUAUCAAUUUAUUGUAAAA